CAGCUUCCGCAAUCAAAUUCUGCGACUUGUUUACUCGCAAGUUAUUUGAAUCAGCUUUGUUUUCGUCUGAAUAGUCUUUGUGUUCUAGUGGAAUUCAAUGUUGUGUUGGUAGCGUUGUUGCUUCUUGUGCGGUGGUUUUGCCGGUUGAAUUAAAUUUUUGUGUACAUUUAAAAUUGUUAUUAAGUGUGAAACAACCCAAAAUUGUCUUUUCAAGCAAUGCCACUCAACCCUUCCUCACAACCCUCUAUCAAGGGUAACUAAAAAUCGAUUCGUCCCGGGGAUGAUUCACCCCCCAAGAAAAUCGAUAAUUUCCUUCGCGUUUUUCUUCCUGUUUGAAUAACAGUCACAAAAUGCUCCCGGAUCCGUUUUAUCUCGGCAAAUUCUUCCACGAGACUUUUAGAGUUCACCCCGACAGUCAAAAAAAACGCCUCGAAUGGAAAAAACUCAAAAAGAAAACACUGAAGUCACGUUCGAAACAAAAAAGUAAACUUGAAAUCAUGUGCGAAAACGAUUUUCAAUCACCCCCUGAAAUGGAGCUCCCUGGUAAUGCCUCAGCGUUUGCGGUUUUUGCCUCAAUUCGCCUGGCUGUCUUGGACCGAUGGAUGAGACAAGCCACUCAGGAGUAUCUCCAGAGCAGCUGCAGCGCUCCUUUGCAAGACCAGAGCGAGAUUGAUAGCGAUACUGAAGACAACAGCCAGACUAGCACUUAUAUGCCGAUUAAAGUAUCAAAAGUUGUGGGUUUGGGGCUCAGAUCAGUCUUUGAAUUGAUCAAAGAGAGCCGUAUUACGCAUCCAGGGCUUUGCACUAAAGCGUUAUCGGCGUUGUUGGAUGUUUUGCAAGGGCAGAGUCCUGAGGGACUCAAGUCGGAGCCUCCUGAUGUCAUAGACCCACUUUUUGAUUUGUUGCUUGACUUGGCUUGCAUGCAUGGGCCGGAAAGUUCGGUUCCAAAUGACGGAACACAUCUGACUGCAAUCGCGUGCGCUUGUCUUUUGUCUCUGGUGGUCGUUAGGGGAGAUACGGGGAAGUACCUGUCGGCCACUGCGGCGCUUCUGAUGUGUCCGAGGGCGCUGUCUGUGCAAAAUAUUCAGAUGCCGGCGGUUUUGUCAUCCCUGCAAAGAAGCGUCCAAGGUGUGCUUUUGGGUAAAAUGAUCCGACCUGAUUGGAUCACUUAUGGAGUACCAAGUAAUUCAAAAAUUGAUUCAUUUUUCGUAAAAAUGCCACACGAUUUGCAAAAUCAAAUGUUAUCCUUGAAAUCGCUUGCUUGUGACGGUCAAUAUUUGUAUUUAUUCACUUCGAAUGGGCUUUUUAAAAUUGGUACUGGUUAUGGUGGUACUGUGAAAGGUCAUGUGUAUUUUUGGAAGCCUGAUUUUUAUCCAAACGACAAUGGGACGUUAGUGUUUUGCACGGACAAUUUGUAUUUGAAACUAAACGGACGUCGAGGCAAUGAAUUUUUAAUUGUUGAAAGGACAAAUUUGUUGAUUUCUGGCUCAGUACCAUUGCAUAGUCGGGACGAAAGUGCGUCGGUUGUUUUCUCAGAUGGUGAUAAUUUAGGAACGAUUUCUCCAUCCCGUGACGACGGUUUUGUUGUCCGUAUUUUAAACCAAUUAACUUCACCUGCUUCUCUAGUCAAUGAACUACCCUUAAAACUGGCCCGUAAAUGUGUCGAUGUUUUCGGGAUUGCUUCCUUCGACGAAGAAGGAAACUCUCAUACUGUUAACACCGGAAGUGAGGACGAAAUUGCGGCGAUUUGUGCCGGAAAAGAAUUUGGUCUAAUUAAAACAACAACCGGAAAAGUUUUAUACUGUGGUAAAGCUUCAGCUUUGGGUAUCAAACAAGCCGGAGUUCGGACCGGAAAAUGGUCAGAACUCGUCCUAACAAAAACACCCAAAGUCACCCAUAUUGCAGUGGGCCAUGAUGGGUUACAUGCCAUUUUAUUAACUGAAGAUGGGUCGGUUUUCUUCGCCGGGACGGCACGCAGGGGCGAAGAUGGUGACCAAAGUAAGGUCCGGAGACAACCCAAACCAAUCAAACCCAAAAAAAUGAUCAAAGUUGACGGCCAAUUUAUUGUUUCGGCGGCUUGUAACAACGGAACAACGGCUUUAGUGACCCGAGACGGUGAAUUAUUAAUGUUUGGGAAAGAUACAGCUCAUGUUGAUGCCACUUCAGGUUUAGUUUGCAAUUUAAAAGGUGAAUUUAUUGUGCAAGUAGCCUUGGGUAAGGCCCAUGCCGUGGCUUUGACAAGUAAAGGUCAAGUGUUCACUUUUGGUAUUAAUAAUAAGUUUCAAUGUGGACGUGAUUUCGUCUCGUUAAAUAAAGAAGGGACUUCCCAUAAUAUCGUCGCUAUGGAUACGUGUGGUACCCAAGACGAGCACGACCUCUAUGAAGAAAUCGACGAAAAUCGCAAAGAAGGGGAAAAUAGUGCUGGGAGUUCUGAUAAUGUUAUCGAACCCCAACAAAAUAUGUGUCCAGCUGGGAUGCACUCCUGGCAUGAUGAUAAAUGCAUGAUUUGUACGAUUUGUCGUGAAUGCACUGGAUAUUCCAUCAGUUGUCUCUCCUCAAUGAGUGCAGACCGAAACCCUGGCCAGGAGUGUGGUUGUGGUGAAGGCGACAGUGGUUGUUCAGUCUGCGGUUGUUGUCGAAUUUGUGCACGAGAGGUCGUUGAUAAUUCUGAACUAGCCGACUUGGCUGGAAUGAUGCGUUUAGACUUGAUUUUCCGCGACAAAGUUUUAAUUCCCCCGAGGCAAAGAACCAAAUUACACGAACAAAUUCACAGUCGUUUAGAAGAACGUAAAAAUCGGGGCCGUAAAUCCGGACCUGGACCGAGUAAACAAACGGCGAAAAUCAAAUCGUUACGACCUGCCGUCUCAGCCACUCCGAUACAUAGAUCAACCAAUAAUACAACCAGACAAUGUAAUAUUCUCGGAAUGGGUACUAACACAACUAGUAGAAAAAAUUCCGUAUGUUAUGUGUGAGUUGUAGUGAAGGAACAAGCCGGUUCUGAUGUCGAACGUGACGCUACGAGGAUUGCUUGUCUACCACCGGCAAAAAUUCACAUUCCUUCUGAUAGUCCGGUUGUGCAAAUUGCGUGUGGGUUGCAUCAUAGUGUGCUGUUAUUGCAAAAUGGACAGGUGUAUAGUUUUGGCUCGAAUUUAUACGGCCAAUUAGGCUGUGGCGAUAUCCUUGCAAAAAAUAGUAUACAACUCGUGCGAUUACCAUGUAGUGCCAUCCACAUAGCGGCUGGAAGUAACCACACUGUGAUUUUAACAUCAAAAGGCGAAGUUUACACUUUUGGCAACUACCAGAAAGGGCAAUUAGGACGCAACCCACCUUCUGUAUCCCCUCAAGACUCAUCUCAACCCGGUCAGAGCACCAGUUCGCGUUAUAGCAACCCUAGAACCCCCUGGUAUUGCAUCCCGGCCCUCAUUCCAAACAUAGGCCCCAAACACGGUCGCAGAGCCACUUGGGUUGGGGCUUCAGGUGACCAAACUUUUCUCAAAAUUGACGAAAGUUUGAUAAAUUCAGUUAGUAUAUCGAAAUCAAUCGUCACAGCUAAUAAAAACUCGAUUGUUCUGUUACCGAGUCAUGAAGAGACAGCGAAAAGUUUCAAAUGUUUAGUGAUAAAUAAACGAGACGGGAAUUGCAAUUCGUUUAAAGGUCUUGAACAAGUUGAUUUUUGCAAUAAAAUUGUUUGUAUGGACCCGAUUUAUAACGUGUUAUGGUCGUACAACCCGCUUAACCAUGAAAUCACCUGCCACAACAUUAUCGCAACCGAAUUACAAACACGCAAUUCGAUUAAAACCUUCGAUAAUAAAUUUUUAUUUCAAGUGAAGACUUUAAAUGAAGGUGCAACAGAAUGUGAUGAUUUAGAUUUAGCAACGAUUCUCUCACCUGAACUGUCGUUACCGGUUAUAACCAAUUGUCACGUGACGCGCUUUCAAGCCGCCAUUAAUUUAUUGUGUUGCUUGGAUACGCUUACUUUAGCACAUGAUUUACAAAUGGCCGCGGUGAAGGAAGAAAUUGACGAUCGACAAUUGGUGUCAGGGAAACAAUACUCAAAGGAGGAUUUUCAAAGUGUUAACCGAUUUGAAAAUCAUGGCGGGGGCUGGGGUUACUCUGGACAUAGCAUUGAAGCGGUUAGGUUCAUGGCCGACACUGAUAUCUUACUAGGUGGGUUCGGUUUGUUUGGGGGACGUGGUGAGUACACCGCCAAGUUAAAAUUGUUAGAUAUUGGACCUGAUGGAGGUGAGCAAGAAGGUGAUGGUGAAUUAUUGGCUGAAACAGAAGAGGUUCCGUAUGAGUGUGGUCCCAGACAAAAAUAUCCGUUGUUGUUUGAUGAACCAAUCCAGUUACAAGCGCACCGUUGGUACGUCGCUUGGUGUCGUAUAAGUGGACCUAGUAGUGAUUGUGGUUCUUCGGGUCAAGCUAUGGUAACGACAGAAGACCAAGUUUUGUUUUAUUUUAAAUCAUCCAAGAAAUCCAACAAUGGGACUGACGUCAAUGCUGGUCAAAUCCCCCAAUUGUUGUACAAAGUGAUAACACCGGAAAAUCACGCACCGCCGAGACAGGUCGAUAUUGCAGAGCCCGUUCAUAUCCUGUCGAAGGAUUUUUCAAGGACUGUGACUAAAGAAUGCUUCCAAAGCCUGCUUUCUUUGUUACAAUGGUCGUGGAAUACGUUCAAAUGGGGGGUUGUUGAAGGACAAUCAAUUAAAAAUAUGUACACUAAUCUCGAAUUGGAACGCUUGGUUUAUAUCAGUAGAGCCAGUUUGAGACUUAUUCAUACAUAUACCAAUGAGAUUUAUCCAAAUCAAAUCAUUAAAAAAAUUCCUUUGGAAAAUGUACAAUUGGCUGAAAGUAUCGGCGAUGUUCGAACUCUCCUAAAGCAAAUACUGUCGGAUAAUUUACCAGCUCUCAUGAAUAAAAAAUCAAGCAAGGGGAAAAACUACAGUCAGAACUUUGUAAUGAUGAAUGGUAUUUUGGAAGAGUGUCACAAUACGUUCGUUGCUUGUUUUCAUGCCUUUUACCCGACGGCCUAUUUGAAGUGGAACUGUCUUUGUGACCUGCUUUCCGAAAUUGAUAAAGAAUCUAACCGAUCAUCAUCUUUAAACAGCCAACGUUUGUUAAGUGCAGUCUUAUGCGCCCUUUGCGCCCCCAGUGUACGUCUCAGAAGCACUUUUCCAUUACUUGGAAGCACCAUAGGUUCCGACAGUUCGCUUCAUCGAGGCUUAAGUCCCUCAGACAAUACCGGACUCCCAAUGAUGAGUAUCUCAGACUCACAUCAUUACCCGAUCCUGGUUGAACAAAUGAGUUACAAGAGCCAGAUGGACUGUUAUUUGGGUCCUUUAUGGCAAUGGAAGGACGUCCUUGAUCGUUUAUUACAAAUUGUUUCCGAACCAAUCAACCAAACUUUGAAAAAUAGCAAAACGUUGUCAUUGCCUGGUCUUACGCGACAUUGUUGCCAUUUAUUGGCACGAGUCGUAGCGGAGUUGGUCCACCAAUGCAGUGCGACAGAUGAGGAUUUACAAAACGGAUGCGGGCGUAUUUUACACAUGACAACGUCACGCUUUACACGAACCAACCAAUCACGUACUUGGAAUACCGGAAAUGGGUCUCCCGAUGCCAUUUGUUUCCAAGUUGACCGGCCCGGAAUUUCCAUCGCAGGAGUCGGGGUGUAUGGCGGGAUCGGCCAUUAUGAAUACGAAUUGGAAUUAUUGGAAGAUCAAAGUUCAUUGAGUGGUUCCGAAAGCCAUACUCACACCCAGCGUUGGAAUAGUUUAGAAAUUACAAGAGGAUCAUUCGUUCCGGAAGACUUUGCCCCUGAUAUAAUUGAAAUAAAGUUUGAUAGGGCCGUACCUAUUAAAGAGAAUAUUAAAUAUGCAAUAAGAUUGCGGAAUCACGGUGGUAGAACUAACAAUGGUGAUGGAGGAUUGAAUUCGGUGAAAGGUUCAGAUAACACGACUUUUACAUUUUCCACUUGUUCGUUGAGUUUUAACGGCACGACACUUACAAGGGGGCAAAUACCGGUCAUUUUGUACUAUAGUAAUCCAGUCGAGUGUGGUAAAACAUCAACAACGAAAUUAGAACAACAAGCACGGAAAGCUGCUCUAUCAAUGGCUACUGCGAUAAUACACAAUGCGUGUGAUUUAAUGGCCGCAGCGCGUGAAAAAGCCGAAGAAAUUUCAUCCGCUGAAAUUUUAAGUAACUCAUAUAUGGUCACCACUUUGUUACCACUAGUUUUGGCACAUAUUAGUCCUUUGGCAACUAGUGAUCCACGAAGUGCCGUGCAUAUUCUAACCCUGAUUCAAGAAAUACUCCCACAUGUCUCGGCUUUAAAUUUAUUAGGGGGUUCCACCCCAGUAACCACUAAAUCACUCGUGACGUCAAGUACUCAAGACACUAUUGAUUAUAGGACGAAUACAACCAGUCAUCACUAUACGUGGGUUGAGGGUGAGCACCCCUACAAACCAGCAACGGUAUCAAAUUACCGCGUAAUUUUCCCCGACAGUGUCAAAUGGAUGACUCUAGAAUUUGAUCCAAAUUGUUCCACUGCACAGCCUGAAGAUUUAUUACAAUUGUACGUCCCGUCCCUUGAUUUUUCACUUAAAACGAGCAAAAUCUACGAUUUGGAUGAGUCCGAAUCGCCACCGUUGCCCUAUUGGCCCGUUUUACACAAAUUCACAAGCUGCUUGCAGUGGCCCACAAAUUCGGUGGUUCUGCCCGGAAAUGAAGUGAUUUUUUCGCUCGAAACUGCGUCCGAUUAUUUAAAAGACGAUAGAUCAAGUUCGUACGGUUUCAAAUGUUUGGUGGUGGGUUAUGAGUGGCCACCUGCCGGACAUGGGAGUAGUAUUUUAGGGUUGAAACAUUUGGAGGCGGAAUUGGCGUUUUUGGGAGGGAUGUGUGCUGCAAGUAUGAUGAAAAAAGAUUUACAAUUGCCCACAAUUGGAGGUGAUGAUGAAAUUGAUGUGGAGAUCGCGGAAGCAGUGGCGGCACAAACAUUAAACGUUCAUGGGUCGUUGUUGUCGAAAGGUCUGGCCUUGAGUAGUCCUCCAACUGUAAAUCAGGCAUUGGAUGGAAUGUUGCCGUAUAGCAUCCACUCAAACGAGAGACUUUUCCUGCGAGAUUUCGUGAGCUGUGUGGCCGGUUCAAGUGGCGGCCGUUUAGCCCAAUGGCUUCAGCCAGCCAGCAGAGUAGAUCCAUCAAAAUGUCAAGUUUUGUAUUCUCGAGAAGAGUUACGUUGUGGAUGGCCGGCUAUUAUAACAGUUGUUACGCGAAACCAAUACUCUGAUUUAGUUAAUGUUCCAAAUAUGAAAGUGGAGGUUAAAGCAAUUCCGAUUGAUAAAAAAGAGUUGGGGGAAUGCGAUUCUGGGCGAAAAAUACCCCGAGUGAUGCAACAACCAGACCCUUUGAGUUUUGGUGGUUUUGUACCACCGCCGAUACACAACUCUUACGAGCCCACAAUUCGGGAUAAAAUGUGUUUCCAUUCGAUUAGUGUCAUGAAGUCGUAUCAGAACUACUCGUUUGAGGAAUUACGAUACGCCUGUCCUACGGUGAAAAGAUCCAGCGAGAAUAUGUUAGUGAGACACAACAGUGAUGGGACUUAUAGUGCCACUUGGACACCCGCAUCCGUCGGUUUCUACUCGAUUGUUGUCAAUAUAGACGGUUACGAUAUGGAGGAAGCGUUCAAAGUUGAAGUUAAGGAACCGCCACAAGGAAUGACACCACCUAGUCAAAUCACGGCGAAAAAAUCCAUCUAUCAGCCGAGCAAAUUGAGGAAAUUUGUGGCUCAAAAUUCAGCUGGCUUAAGGAUAAGGGCGCAUCCGUCCUUGCAGAGCGAACAGAUUGGGGUCGUGCAUGUCAAUGGCACGAUUGCCUUUAUCGAUGAGAUUCACAACGACGACGGCGUGUGGUUGCGUCUCUCCGCCGAAACGAUAAAACAGUACUGCACCACGUGCGUAAUCGAAGCAUGGUGUUUGCAAUACAACCAACAUUUGGGCAAAACACUUUUACUGCCAGUUGAAGAACCCAAAUCAAUUUUAGACCAAGUUAUAAGCGACACAAUCAUGCGAAAAUUGCCGGAAAUUAGCGACCGGCACAAAAUCCCCGGCAGUUCUACCAACUAUCAAGUGAUAAAAUGUGGUGCUUCCGGCCACAAUAUCCGAAGUCGGCCCAGCCUGAAAGCACCACCUGUUGGAAUGCUAGUAUUGGGUAAUCGAAUUGGUGUUAUCGACUAUGCGGUCAAUCCUGAUGGUUAUUGGGUGCUGUUGGAUAAAACCACAGCUGAGAAAUAUUGUUUUAAUACGGACCAUGAAGCUUGGUCAUUGGCAAUUGGACCGAAUAAUGUUCUAUAUUUGGGAAAUGUGACAGGGACUGAUCCUCAUGUCUUGUCAGAGCCUGAAUUUGUAAAACAUCAAGCAAAAAAAGGGUUUGAUUUUUCGUGUAGCUCAGCACCGAAACCUCCCGAACCGAACUUUUCAUUCAGUGGUCAACCAAUCCAGAAUUUGGUUGUAACACCAAAGGAAACACUUUCGACGAAUCCGUUUGUUUUUGGUGAUAGUGUUAAAGGCGAAUCGCCCAAACUUCCAAAACGGGAGAGGAAAGAUUCGAAAUUGAGUAGUCUACCGAAGUGGUUUAAAGGCGACGAUGUUAAUAAAAUCGAUGAUUCGUCAAGAGAACAUGGUUGUAACGGUAAUGGUAUUACACCACCAGGGACCCCAAAACGGUCUCAAAGUCCUCGUGCUGGGCAUUUAUCCCCGAAACCGAUGAGUCGGAGCUCAAGUCCUGUUCCAAUUCCUUCAACUGAACGGCAAGAGGUUGUCUCUUCGGUUCAAGUACAGAAUUUAAGGCUAAUCGAAGCUCGUGGUGGUAAUAUCCUCCAUGACAGUACCAGCAGCAGUCCACAAGCUUUCGGUUCACCUCGUAGCAUCGGAAUGUCACCUUUAGUACGUCGCGGUUCCAACCAAUCCGAUACCAGCGCUUUGGACUCGGAACAAAGUUCCAAAAAAUUGACACAAACCGGGACGCAAACUUCACCCGAAAACAGCUCAAACCCUUCGAUUAAAGGCCACUUUUCAAUCGGAAGUGGCAGUAAAGAUGAAAGAAUGCCACAAAAAGUGUCACGAGUUGAUCGCGCCACUGGUAAAGCGCGCCCUAAAAGGGCCAUAAGUCCGGCUAGUUUACAGCAAUUACCUACUUCUUCCAAAGUGAAUUAUCAUGGUUCUGAGCCGGCAAAACACGCAAUGAGUCCCUCGGUGGCUGAGUCAUUGCGGGCCGUUUUCGCUGCGUUUCUCUGGCAUGAAGGAAUCGUCCAUGAUGCCAUGGCUUGUGCCUCAUUCCUGAAGUUUCACCCAACGUUGCCGAAACAGGGUGCUUUGGUUGUGACCCGACAACCAGAAGCUCCAGUCGAUAAAAGACGACAGGAGUUGUCCAAAGAAGAAAAAGCAAGACAAAGGCAUUCGGUUGAGGUUAGCAAUGCGGGGAAUUACCUACAUAUUCAACCAUCAACGUUGGAAUCGUUGACGAGGUCCGCAGCUAAUGCUAGUGCCAAUAGAAAAAGGCCCAAUAAAUAUCCAGUGAUUAUAAAUGAGGAAAGUGGAGAGAAGUACACUGAGGGUGGUUAUGGGUACCAUACGAUUUCAGUGUUACCACCUGCUUUGAAAUCGCUUGUUUUUCUCUGGGAGGAGCUGACGACGAAUUGUCUGCAAGCUAUUUCGCAUGAUAUGAUUGUGGCGAGUCCUGUGCAUAAAAAGAAAGCAGGAAAGGAUAAGGAGAAGAAUGCAACUAUUGAGAAAGAUAGCAAGAAGAGUAGGAAGAAAAAGAUUUCACCGAGGAAUUAUUUGGAGGACAUCGGUCUUUCGAGCUACUUGCACUCUUCAAGUUGGGAAACCCUCUGCGAGCUCUGUGGCGAAGUGUUCCCCCACCCUGUUACCUACCACAUGCACCAAUCCCACCCUGGUUGUGGUCAACACGCUGGAGGUAAAGGCUACAAUUCUGGCGGAAAUUAUUGUUUAGGUUGGGCCGGUAAUUGUGGUGAUGGUGGUAUUCCCAACAGUUCGUGGUACCUCCUUUGCGAAAGUUGUCGCGAAAAAUACGUCAAAACAAACCGUGGAGGCAAACAACAAACCAAAACCAAAAACCUAACUCGCAGAAAAAGUGUUUACGUUAAACCGUUAUCAUCACCGUCAACUUCACCAGGUCUCGAACCACAUGUGAUUAUGAAAAAUAACGCAAUGUUUUUAUUGGAUUUGGCGAGUUCUGCUGAUGCUGUUAUAGCCCGUCAGAGGAGACCAUCGUCUAGUGUUAUGCCAUCAGUUUCUGAGAAUAAUUCACCUCCGGAUUGUGGUGGACCUUUUAGUCCAGUGCCACCGUUUCAGUGUUUGCAAGCUUUGGGGGCGAAUUUAACGCCGAAUGAACCCGAGUUUUAUGAAAAGGUUUUAAGGCAACAGAAUUUGCACGAAGUUGGCUUGGGUCAAAGACCGUUGUCGGAGGUUUCCAUUUCGGAUAAUGAUUCAGAUAGUGGUAAAGGGUUACGGUUUCAUCGCUCGGUUUCAAUGGGCACUAAUGGGAUUCCCUGGUCCAAGACUGGUUUAGACGGGAGGAUUAUUAUGUUGAGGAAACGGAAUAAUAGUAGUAGUGAAAUUGCAAACGAAGGAGGAUCAUCUCUCCUUUGCAACCCAUCAAACGCCCUCCAAAAACUAGUUCCAAAAAUUGACACUUCGGCAAUUGUAAAAACCGAAACGUGUGAUCAUACUGAAGGUCUUGUUCUGUUACAACGGCCGGUAAUGCAGUUUUUGUUGCAACAACACGAUUUGGAGUCGCUCCAGUUGGCUAUGAAGCAAGCACUUAGGAAGGCAAUGUGUCGAGUUUAUGCAAUGCAAGCUUUAAAUUGGCUUUUAAAAUCGGUGACUCAGCCGAUAUGUUUGCACGAUUUAUUGUGGUGGUUUGUCACUUCGCUAACACCCGCCGAAGUUGAGACGGAAACGGACGAUGAUAACCGUCCAGCGAAAAAAAUUGACGAUCAAGACAUGAACGUGUGCGAACACCCACUUUCCGAUAUCACAAUAGCAGGGGAUGCUGUCCAUCCUCUCCCUAGCACAUUUCAUGCCCUUCUCCAGACCAUUGCCGACCUUAUGGUACUUUUACCCAUGGGUUCAUCAUUGCAACAGAUGGCAGUUAGGUGUUGGGGCUUAAGAUUUGCACCCAGUGACCAUUCAUUCCUGCACAGAUCUCAAGUUUUUAGUAAUAUUAGUAAAAUUCUAUCACGAAGUGAAGAAAUGGAAGAUUGUACGAUUUCGAUGCACGAAAGCCAUCAAAGUGUUCUCAGUCAAGCCACUUGUAGUGUUGAGUGUCUCAAAGAUUUGACACCAUCCAUUGAAAUUAAGGCUUCAAGUAGACAGGCAAUGAUUGGGAGUUUGACUGAUGGUUCGACUGAAACGUUUUGGGAGUCGGGAGAUGAAGAUAGGAAUAAAACCAAAAGUUUAACUGUUGUGUGUGCACAAAACCAUCAUCCGACUUUGAUUUGUGUGCACAUUGAUAAUUGUCGCGAUUUGGGGAACAAGGUUUCAAGUGUUACGUUUUAUUCCGGUCCAAAUACCGAUGAAAUGAUCAAGUUACGAACGGUUGAAGUCGAGUCUAGAAUUUUAGGUGGUUGGGUCAAUUGUCCUCUCACUGAAACCAUCGAUAGUGUGAUACGUUUGGAGCUCAAAGGACCUGAUAAUUCGGUCCGUGUUAGACAAAUUCGAGUUUUGGGUAAAAUCGAAGGUGAGUCGUUAAAAGUGGGCAAACAAUACAAUGCUGCCACCAUCCAGCAACGAAACUGCGAAGCUGAAACACUCAGAGUGUUUCGUUUAAUCACAUCGCAAGUUUUCGGAAAGUUGCUUCAAGGUGAAGAAGGCCAAAAUUUGAAUGACAGUGGUUCGAUUUCGGCAAGUGAAAGUCUCGAACCGUUGGAAGAAAGCAACGAUUUGAGAGAACACAUGGUUGGGAUUUUAUUCAGUCGAAGUAAACUAACACAUUUGCAAAAACAAGUGAUUGUCCAUAUCGUCCAAGCGAUUCGUAAGGAGACUGAACGUGUACGUGAAGAAUGGGAAACAUCGCUUUGUUCAAAUAACGGACUGACAAACAGUGGUUAUAGUCAGGAUGUUACGAAAAAUUCCGAUACUUAUUGUUUUGAGAUGUUGUCAAUGGUUUUGGCUUUAUCGGGAAGUUCAGUCGGACGGGCUUAUUUGUCGCAUCAAGGAGGCCUGCUCGGGGAUUUACUCAGUCUUUUGCAUACAGGAAGUGCACGAGUUCAACGACAGGUCACUUCACUUUUGCGUCGAAUUCUUCCCGAAGUCACCCCAGAUUCGUUUGCCAAAGUGAUGGGAAUCACCAAUUUACCACCGAAAGAUUUCAGCAUAGUCUCUGCAACAUAUCGUGGUUCCUUCGAUAUGCACAAACCUGGAAUUUUGGACGUAUUUCUGAGCGUCAUAGCUAAAGCAUUAACCGUUCAAGUGAAAAUCAAGAGUAAAAAUGGAGCGGGUGGAGCCCCCAAAGAAAUCAAUACUGUGACUUUAGCCACCUCCAUUUACCCUAAAGACAAUUUGGGCAAACGUUGGUGGUUACGUGGUUGUGUUAACCGAAAACUGGCCGAAGUUAUAGUUCACUUGAUCAAAGAUAUGGCCUGUGGGAAAUUAUCGGAAAUGUGGGCCAAUGUAACAAAAGGGGCUAUCGCAGAGAAUAUUUUAGCUUUGACUCAGUUGAGUGAGGAACAAAGAGUGCCGACUACAUGUCUCAGGACUCCAACGUUGUGGUUGGCACUUGCUUCACUUUGUGUCCUUGAUAAGGAUCAUGUUGACCGGUUAUCGUCAGGACAGUGGAGUAAUGCAGAAGGACAACCAGCUCCACCUAGGCCAACUUGUACGAAUCAUGAUGAUGGGGAAACGAAUGCAGUUAUUCAGUGCAACACUUGUGGGAAUCUUUGCGCUGAUUGCGAUCGCUUUUUGCACCUUCAUCGCAAAACACGCAAUCACCAGAGACAAGUAUGUAAAGAGGAGGAGGAAGCAAUCAAAGUCGAACUACACGAAGGGUGCGGUCGUACAAAACUCUUCUGGUUGUUGGCUUUAGCCGAUGCUCGGACUCUUAAAGCUCUGAUUGAAUAUCGCGACGGCGGUGCCCGGAGUCGUGGUGCCGGAAUGAGUGGAGUUUGUCGCUUUUGUGGCGCGACUGGAAGUUCCGGUCUUUUGGCGAUUGGAAAUGUGUGUGCAGAUCAUGAAUGUCAAGAAUAUGGACGUACUGCAUGUCCCAAAUUACUAAACUGUGGACAUAUGUGUGGGGGAAUCCUAGGCGAAAAUGUGUGUUUACCCUGUCUUCAUGGUUGCUCCAAUGAACCGAAUUUGAGACAAGAUGCUGACGAUAUGUGCAUGAUUUGCUUUACGGAGGCGUUGUCGUGCGCUCCUGCCAUUCAGCUGAAAUGCGGUCACGUGUUCCACUUACACUGCUGUAAGGCGGUGCUUAUGAAACGAUGGGCGGGGCCUCGGAUCACGUUCUCGUUUUCGCUUUGUCCAAUCUGUAAAGAGGAAAUAGUUCAUCCGACUUUGGACGAACUUUUAGCCCCCAUUCGGGAUUUAUAUAAAGAUGUGAAACGGAAAGCUUUGAUGCGUUUGGAAUAUGAAGGCUUGCACACGGUCGAGGUUAUUGUCACACCUGGGGCAAGGUUUUACAAUGAUCCAGCCUCCUAUGCCAUGGAUAGAUACGCCUAUUAUGUUUGCUACAAGUGCAAUAAAGCGUAUUAUGGGGGCGAAGCUCGGUGUGAUGCUGAAGUGGGUGAAAAUUAUGACCCCACUGAGUUAGUAUGUGGGGGCUGUUCGGAUGUGGCUAGGGCGCAGAUGUGCCCCAAACACGGCACUGAUUUUCUCGAGUACAAGUGUCGUUAUUGUUGUUCCGUUGCAGUGUUUUUCUGUUUUGGGACAACACAUUUUUGUAAUCCAUGUCACGAUGAUUUUCAAAGGGUGACGAAUUUGUCAAAGACUGAAUUACCAAGUUGUCCAGCGGGUCCGAAAGCUAAACAAUUGGAGGGCGACGAGUGUCCACUUCAUGUUAAGCAUCCACCAACGGGGGAGGAGUUUGCUUUGGGGUGUGGCGUCUGCAGAAACGCUCACACGUUUUAAAAUGUACUUAUUCAAGCUGGAAGUGAUUAUUUUGCAAAGUAUUCCGUUAUUAUGACGUUCCAUUUUUUUAUUAUGUGUAAAGUUUGUUUGAGGGUCAGCCUGAUCGUUGUCUAUUUGAAACAAACGCAAUUUUGACUUAUUUUAUUUAUUUAAUAUAUUCAGAAAUGCAUUGUACCUCGUUUAAUAAAAUUGAUGUAAAAAUAAAUAA
Messenger RNA from Tribolium castaneum (red flour beetle), 14349 nucleotides. RefSeq names its product highwire (gene hiw). Gene Ontology annotation, biological process: axon guidance; regulation of synaptic assembly at neuromuscular junction. Gene Ontology annotation, molecular function: ubiquitin protein ligase activity. Gene Ontology annotation, cellular component: nucleus; plasma membrane. Lineage: Eukaryota; Metazoa; Arthropoda; Insecta; Coleoptera; Tenebrionidae. The transcript is spliced from 45 exons. The record is from RefSeq and is a predicted model, not a curated record.